Messenger RNA from Penicillium canescens, 5355 nucleotides. RefSeq lists its product as uncharacterized. The transcript has 6 exons. NCBI's taxonomy places the organism in Eukaryota, Fungi, Ascomycota, Eurotiomycetes, Eurotiales, Aspergillaceae. Gene Ontology annotation, molecular function: DNA binding. The record is from RefSeq and is a predicted model, not a curated record. The coding region runs from base 1 to 5355 and encodes 1784 amino acids.
AUGCUUAUGUCAUUGACCCCUUAUUUUGGGGCUCGACUCUAUAUUAUGGCGCCCGACUCCCCUCGAGCCCCUACGCGCAAACGAGGGCGGCCUCGGAAGUAUGCAUCCGCCGAGCAAAGACAAGAGGCUAAGAUCAUAGCACAGCGAAACCAGCGACAAUCUGGUCGUGCUGUGGAGCGUGCGAUAGAAUUCGACCGCUUUGCCAACCUACUUUCCCCCGGCGAACUAACGAUUCCUACGGACAUUGAGCAGCUCCUACCGCCCCUCAGCCUAGGACUUAGACCACUAGACUUAUCUACAGAUAACAACCCGCCUACAAGCGAUGAGUGGCCGUUAGCUCCGCCCACUGACCUAACUGAUGAGCCAUUUCGGGCGAUAUCUCCGGAAACCCAACCAACAUGGCCUGAUCAGCGUAGCCCCAGGUUAGAAACCACAGAGACUUCGUUGCAGGUGGAUCCGCCUCUACAACGUUUGGCAUCUGCACAACCGGAAACACUAGAACCUAACGUGGCCAAUGUCAUGUGCGACUUCGCCCGACUACUUGCUGAUCAGCUCCAGCAACACCAUGGUUGCUGCUACCAGUGCCAUACGCAGCAGGAGAGUGAGCACGAACUCAAGCACGCCGAGCAUAUCAGCUUAGGAGAAUAUAUAGACCAGGUUCAGGUCGACGGGGGCUUUCCGGAUGUUCUCAGCGAUACGACCAUUGCCAGACGCGAGGACAACCUAGCAGGACAGACUAGUGCAGAACGAAAGCGUGAGAUUUAUACCGGGAUUAGUUCAGUCACGCCUGACGCUCCUCCCGCCCAUAUUUGCCUCGCUGUGGAUCAUCAAAGAGAACGCCCGACCGGGUUCUUCUUUAGUAUUAUGGCGCCCGACUCCCCUCGAGCCCCUACGCGCAAACGAGGGCGGCCUCGGAAGUAUGCAUCCGCCGAGCAAAGACAAGAGGCUAAGAUCAUAGCACAGCGAAACCAGCGACAAUCUGGUCGUGCUGUGGAGCGUGCGAUAGAAUUCGACCGGUAUUAUCCCACUACAAUACCAGCAUCCGUUUAUGUCGAUGAAGCUUUGCCAACCUACUUUCCCCCCGGCGAACUAACGAUUCCUACGGACAUUGAGCAGCUCCUACCGCCCCUCAGCCUAGGACUUAGACCACUAGACUUAUCUACAGAUAACAACCCGCCUACAAGCGAUGAGUGGCCGUUAGCUCCGCCCACUGACCUAACUGAUGAGCCAUUUCGGGCGAUAUCUCCGGAAACCCAACCAACAUGGCCUGAUCAGCGUAGCCCCAGGUUAGAAACCACAGAGACUUCGUUGCAGGUGGAUCCGCCUCUACAACGUUUGGCAUCUGCACAACCGGAAACACUAGAACCUAACGUGGCCAAUGUCAUGUGCGACUUCGCCCGACUACUUGCUGAUCAGCUCCAGCAACACCAUGGUUGCUGCUACCAGUGCCAUACGCAGCAGGAGAGUGAGCACGAACUCAAGCACGCCGAGCAUAUCAGCUUAGGAGAAUAUAUAGACCAGGUUCAGGUCGACGGGGGCUUUCCGGAUGUUCUCAGCGAUACGACCAUUGCCAGACGCGAGGACAACCUAGCAGGACAGACUAGUGCAGAACGAAAGCGUGAGAUUUAUACCGGGAUUAGUUCAGUCACGCCUGACGCUCCUCCCGCCCAUAUUUGCCUCGCUGUGGAUCAUCAAAGAGAACGCCCGACCGGGUUCUUCUUUAGUAUUAUGGCGCCCGACUCCCCUCGAGCCCCUACGCGCAAACGAGGGCGGCCUCGGAAGUAUGCAUCCGCCGAGCAAAGACAAGAGGCUAAGAUCAUAGCACAGCGAAACCAGCGACAAUCUGGUCGUGCUGUGGAGCGUGCGAUAGAAUUCGACCGGUAUUAUCCCACUACAAUACCAGCAUCCGUUUAUGUCGAUGAAGCUUUGCCAACCUACUUUCCCCCCGGCGAACUAACGAUUCCUACGGACAUUGAGCAGCUCCUACCGCCCCUCAGCCUAGGACUUAGACCACUAGACUUAUCUACAGAUAACAACCCGCCUACAAGCGAUGAGUGGCCGUUAGCUCCGCCCACUGACCUAACUGAUGAGCCAUUUCGGGCGAUAUCUCCGGAAACCCAACCAACAUGGCCUGAUCAGCGUAGCCCCAGGUUAGAAACCACAGAGACUUCGUUGCAGGUGGAUCCGCCUCUACAACGUUUGGCAUCUGCACAACCGGAAACACUAGAACCUAACGUGGCCAAUGUCAUGUGCGACUUCGCCCGACUACUUGCUGAUCAGCUCCAGCAACACCAUGGUUGCUGCUACCAGUGCCAUACGCAGCAGGAGAGUGAGCACGAACUCAAGCACGCCGAGCAUAUCAGCUUAGGAGAAUAUAUAGACCAGGUUCAGGUCGACGGGGGCUUUCCGGAUGUUCUCAGCGAUACGACCAUUGCCAGACGCGAGGACAACCUAGCAGGACAGACUAGUGCAGAACGAAAGCGUGAGAUUUAUACCGGGAUUAGUUCAGUCACGCCUGACGCUCCUCCCGCCCAUAUUUGCCUCGCUGUGGAUCAUCAAAGAGAACGCCCGACCGGGGUCACCUUUGACAUUGAUAGUAUCGUGGGGUUUGCGGAGAGCCUCGCGGUAGCGAAACUUGGCGUGCGGUGGAACCCAACUCAGAUGCCCGUCUCUGAUCUUCACUCGAGUCUCCACCUUGAUCCCCUUCGUGUACACCAUACUGGAAGCAAUGGCCGCACCCACCACGUCCAACAACCAGUACAUAACAUCCCGCAUUAUACCUUCGGGCGGUUGAUUGGAUUUGAAGAUAUUUCUCUCUACUUUCUGUUUCCGCGACUAUACCGGGAGGAGCAGCAGUCCAGCCGGCUCCGGGAUGAUGACUUUCGGGUCUGGAUGGAUCAAGUCCUCCUGCCUGCGAUCUACCAGCACUGCGAGGGAUCUCUAGUCCAGCACUAUCCUUCUAGCUUUGAUCACAGCCGGUUCAAUGCCACGGCCCGGGGAGUCGAGAUGCGCUCCCGGCGAGUGGAUCCGGUAGCUCGAGAGCAGCGUCUAUUUUAUUUCCUACCACCAGAUGCACUCCCGCUUGUAUGGGCGAAUAUCUUAGAGACUGUUCAGCGUGCUGGGUUCCAGCACUUCCUAGACGUGACUAUCCUGGUCCAGGGUAAAAACCUAAAGACAUUGACCAAAGCAAAUACGUGGAACGGUAUGAUGCAGGAGUUUGCCCAGCAUUGGGGUAACACGAUCGACGAGUCUUAUCUCUCCGAUCAAUUCUACAUCGACAUUGGGAAAGAGACCUGUCCUACUGGGCCCUCACGGGUUGGUGGUGUUGGACUUCACGCAUCUAGGCUCCAUUCGGACGGGGAGCUCCGUGCAAGCCCAGUGGUGCCACAGACCAUCCUCUGGCGGCGAUGUUGCCUAGAGUCGUAUACCGAGUGGAUCGGGCAGCAGCAUCCUCCUGGAUCCUCACGUCCAAAGCAGCAGUUUUAUCCCAUUAGUCUGCUCCACGAUACUGGCAGCCUCACAUUAGAAACGCGUCCAUCCUCACCGCAGCGGCAGGCCGGUCUCCUCUACACGCAGUUUUAUUCCAGUGUUAAGGAGGUCUUUGCGGCAGGGGAUGCUUAUCCCUUUUCUAAUCCGGCCCUAGAAACCUUGGCACUAGAUCCUCAGCUUCGUAAGACCUGGCAGUAUGUCGGGGGCGGUCUCAGCCAUGACCCAAUCGCGUUGAUCCGGGCAUAUCUGAACAUGAAACAGCGGUGCCACGCUGCCUUGCAAGGAUCUUAUAUGAAAGUAUUUGGUCUUCGCGAAGAGCACCGCAUCUCCCUCCGUCUGUUCUAUAUGAUCGAUCAGGAAUUCCGAGAGCGCAACCUUCACCAGGCACAACUUCCAGGGAUUUCGUCUGAAGUUGAGCCUUUUUACUCCCUCCUCCCUACCUCCACUCUCCUCUUCUGGUUCCACUGGAAUAUCAACAAGUUCUGCGUGGGGUUUGAGACUGUCUAUAGCAUCAAUGACCGCCAUUUUGUUACGUGGGAACAUACUCGGGUGAUGAUGAUGUUUCUGCGCUGCCUGCAAUUUUCCUAUGCGGGUGGCCUUCUACAGCGGGUGUCCGGCUGCUGGCGGGAUGUCUGGUUCCAGCCUGAUGCUCGGCGGACGGACGGCCUUCGCCGGUGUGAAGGUCUCGGAUUCCAAAGCAGCAUGGAGAAAUAUGGAUAUGCCUGGUUUCUGGAUAAGCUCAACUGGGAUACGAUGACCUUCCGACAACCGUCCGCGCAAUAUAUGAUGUUUAACAGCCCUUCGAUGCAGGCGGCGUUCCACGCACGGUACGCGCAGAUCCGAGACGUUCGUCUAGACUUCCUACGGGUGCACCAGGCCCACCGCUGGAUGGAAGAAUUUAGCUCCAUUCCUCCUUGCCUCGAUCUUCUCGCGGACUUCCUACGACAACUGUCUCUUUGUGUGUUUCGUAAGGACGUGUUUCUACAGGUCAAACGACUGUUACACCCGGACCAUGCUUCUCGGGCUCUAGCAGGAGAGGUUCCCCUUAGCUAUGACAGCAUCAGCGGCGUAUUUAUCGAGGGCGCCCAACCGUUACAGCUUCUAGAUCAGCGUCGGAUCGCGGUAAAGAGCGUGGACACUAUCUUCGCUUGGCUAUGGGAGUGGAAAGAUGGCCGUUUUGAUCGGAAGGGGUGGAAGGACAAGCCAUAUCGUAUGGUAUACCAGCAAAGCUUCGAGGCUCUCCACCAAAUUCUGGGCAAGAAUAGAGCGCGGGAGUGGAAGAAAGUCUUAAGGACUUCAUUCCUCCAAAGCCACUGGUUACUUCCAUACCCACAUAGCAAUGGAUUUAUGCGCAGGUCUAAGGAUACAGGACAGGAGGUAUGGUGGUCUAACUUCAAUGCCGGAUUGUACGAACACUACAGGCAAUGGUAUGGUGUGUCGCGAGGGGGUGACCCUUUCCCUGCCGAAUAUAUCAAACACCAUCCAACGACUGGCUGGGGCCGCUCGUCUGGCGAAUCUCAGUACAUGGAGAACGCCAUGGAACCGGAGAUGGAUCUGGUUAGGCUGCCUGAAGGGGAAUUCUAUGAGAAAUUGUUACAGAUCGCCGAUCAGUUUUCCCAGAAUCCCGAUGCCCCAGCGUGGAAGAGAAAAGCCCCGCAGACUGUCUUUCGCUUUGGUAUCAGAAUUGGAGAUGAGUCGUUGUUGAAAGCCCAGCGCAAGGCUAAAGGCACCGUGGCGCAAGACUUAUGCAUGCGAAUGAUCCAAGCCCUGGAUGAAUAUGAGGUCUUGCGACAUUCUGGACGGAUGCUCCGGCCCCGCAAGAGGCACAGACGACAAGUUCUGUUGGCCGCCGGCAAACAUCCUUGA